AUGGAUUCGGCUGAAUUUAGAGAAAAGGGCAAAAAUUUGGUGGAUUACAUUGCAGACUACGCAGAAAAUCUCAAUGAAAAGCGAGUUAUACCAAAUACUAAGCCAGACUACUUAAGAGCUCUGAUUCCGGAUUCUCCUCCACAAACUCCAGAUACUUAUGAAGAAGUGAUUAGAGACGUUAGCAGUUACAUAAUGCCUGGAGUUACGCACUGGCAACAUCCCCAAUUUCACGCCUACUUCCCAGCAGGUAAUUCAUUUCCAGCAAUAAUGGGGGAAAUGUUGGCCAGCGCGAUUUCUACCAAUAGUUUUUCAUGGGCAUCUUGUCCGGCUUCAACAGAGCUGGAAACAAUAGUGUUAGAUUGGUUUGGUAAAAUGAUUGGGCUUCCAACCAAAUUUAUGCACCACGCUGAAGGAAGUAAGGGUGGCGGUGUUAUACAACCGUCUGCAAGCGACUGCGUGUUUGUUGCAUUACUGGCUGCUCGUCACGGAGCCAUACAGAAGAUGAGGCUAGAGGACGACUCUAUAACUGACGAUGCUACAGCUUUAAAAAAACUUGUGGCCUACUGUUCGCAAGAAGCGCAUUCUUCUGUGGAAAAGGCAUCAAAGCUCGGUGUCGUAAAGUUGAGAGAACUGGAUACCGACGAAGACUUUAGUAUGCGCGGCAGUACAUUGAGAGAAGCCAUUGAGAAAGAUAUAAAUGAUGGACUAGUGCCGUUUUUUGUGACUGCAACUUUGGGAACAACAUCGAGUUGUGCUUUUGAUAAACUUGCCGAAAUUGGACCAGUAUGCAAUGAGUAUAAUAUAUGGUUACAUGUUGAUGCUGCUUAUGCUGGAAAUGCAAUGAUCUGUCCUGAGUUUAAAUAUCUUCUCGAGGGAAUUAACUUUGCUUCUAGCUUUUCAACAAAUCCCUACAAGCUGCUAAAUACAACACUUGACUGUUCAACAAUGUGGGUCGAUGAUCAUAGCAAAUUGACUAGAGCAUUUGCGGUUGAUCCACUGUAUUUGACUCAUAACUACGGAGACAAAUUUAAAGGAGGCAAAACUGACUACCGCCACUGGGGUAUAUCAUUAAGCCGACGUUUCAGAGCUUUGAAACUGUGGUUCGUUAUUCGUAUGUAUGGUGUUCGAGGACUACAACAGUUUAUUAGACGGCACGUAUUACUGGCUAAAAAAUUUGAAGAACUGUUAAGAGCAGACAGUUUGUUUGAAGUGAUCAACGAUGUUGUGCUUGGCCUUGUUGUAUUUCGUGUUCGCGGAACAAAUAGUAUUAAUCAACUAUUUUUGAACAGACUUAACGAGUCAGGUUUAAUUUUUAUGGUUCCUGCUUUACUUGGUAAUCGGUUUGCCAUUCGGUUUUGUGUUUGUGCUGAAAAUGCAAAUUUUGAAACAAUAUUAGCCUCCUACAAAAUUAUUCAUGAAGCUGCAGUAGCAACAAUAUGCAAGUUGUUUUCGUUUCUUCCAAUUUUUUUAUGCCGUUUUUUUCUUAAAUAAGU
This is a messenger RNA of Enterobius vermicularis (human pinworm), 1493 nucleotides long. The record is from the annotation of a GenBank genome assembly. NCBI's taxonomy places the organism in Eukaryota, Metazoa, Nematoda, Chromadorea, Rhabditida, Oxyuridae.